CUUUUUCUUUUUGCUCCUUUAAUCUUGCUUUUGUCUUUCAUGGUCUUCGAUAAAAGCCCUUUUUCUCCACUCUUUCUCUUUCUUUUUGGCAAUACAAGAGCCGUUCAUAUCUAUGAUUAUAAGCAAACCAAUAAUUAUGCUCCAUGUUUGAUUCUGUGUAAGUGUGACCAAAUCUAUGGAGUGUCAACAUCUGGUAAACAUAGUAUAGUGCGUGUUUGUGUGUGCUAGAAGGCAAGAACAUCCAGAGAGCUAAGCCAAGCUGCAUAUAAGCUGUGUUUAUGUGAGUGAAUGGAAGUGUUGCACUCAGUUUAGAUGUGGAAAUGGGUUCGGAGCAGCAUAGAUUUCCUCCUCCCCAGCAACCGCUACAGCCGCCGCCACCGCCGCCGCCGCCUCGUACCUUCGGGCUUCAAUUUAUGGGGCGGAAUAAUGAUUUACGAAACUGGCAAGUUCUGGAUUCCCAACAUAAAACAUUUCAUAAAAGAUGGGUUGGAUGUUGGGGUGGAUUGUCUUGUUUUGGCAGACAAAAAGGUGGAAAACGAAUUGUACCUGCUUCACGUAUGCCAGAGGCCAAUUCAUUGGCAAAUCAGCCUAAUGGACCACAAGUGGGGGGUGUGAAUAAUCAGACUACAGGACUUCCACCACAUCUUUUGGCUCCACCUUCUUCUCCUGCAUCCUUUUCUACUUCAGCACUCCCAUCAACAGCUCAGUCACCAAGCUGUUUCUUGUCUGCCAACUCCCCUGGAGGUCCGUCAUCAACUAUGUAUGCUACAGGUCCAUAUGCCCAUGAGACACAACUAGUAUCUCCUCCUGUGUUCUCUACCUUCACAACUGAGCCAUCUACUGCUCCCUUCACACCUCCACCAGAAUUAGCACAUCUGACUACGCCCUCUUCCCCGGAUGUGCCUUACGCUCGGUUCCUUUCUUCCUCUGUGGGUAUUAAAGGCACUGACAAGACAAACUUUGUUGUUGCUAGUGAUCUUCAUUCAGCCUACUCUUUAUAUCCAGAGAGCCCUGCUAGUAAUUUCAGAUCACCUUCUUCAAGGACCACUGGUGACUGCUUGCCAUCACCUCUUAAUGAAAGGGAGUUACCUCAGUAUGAUCCUUCUGUUGCUUCACAAGAGCUCAAGACUCCAGAAUCUGAUUCGGGUGGUCUCUAUGGAUUGGAAAGAGCUGGCAACUCCAAGCUGUCACAUGAUUCAAAUUUCUUCUGCCCAGCUACAUUUGCCCAAUUUUAUGAUCACUCGUUUCCUCUUUCUGGAGGCAGGUUGAGUGUCUCUAAGGAGUCUGAUGCUCAUUCAAAUGCUGGAAAUGGGCAUCAGAACUGGCAGAACAAAAAUUGCAAGCAAGAUGCUGAGGAGAUUGAAGCUUACAGAGCAUCUUUUGGGUUUAGUGCUGAUGAAAUUGUCACUACAGCUCAGUAUGUGGAGAUUACUGAUGUCUUAGAUGACUCAUUUAGUAUGACACCCUUUACCUCCAAUAAGUCUCAAGAACAGGAAAAUAUACAGAUUGUGUCAGCAGAUAAAAGGACAAAAGCAGAGAAAGCCAACAAAAACAUGUUGAGUCCACAAUAUUGUAAAUCAGGCUCAAACCAUGUUGCUGGUGUUCCAGACAGCAACAAGACAGAUAAUUGUUCAAAGAAGAAUCCUGGAGAUGCAUUUGGAGCAAGUGCACUUGAUUGUCCUGGUGUGAGCGAUGAUGAAGAUAUUUUCUCUAAGAUGGGAAAUUCCAGAGUUCGCAGGAACUAUCACCUUGGUUUGUCUAGCUCUGAUGCAGAGGUCGAGUACAGAAGAGGAAGAAGUUGGAGAGAAGGCAAAGGCAGUGGCGCAUGGCGGGGGUAAUCGGCAGAUAACGGGCAAACAUCAUUGUUGCUUUCGUUUCUGGGGGGUUGAGCCCCUUUGGUCUAACCUCCUCUGCACUUGCUGAGUUCCUUGGUGUUUUGAUCAGCUUAUGUGAGGAAUGUGUUUUGUCUGUUUGUUUGAAGUUGUUUCCAAAGCAUAUGACAAGUGCAAUUGUAUAAUAUACUACUAUGUGUAUGUGGGAAUAUUAAUUUAAUUAGGAGUGAAAUGAGUAAAGCCCAUUGUCUACUUGCAUUUGGCAUUUGGUGAGGAGUCUCAUUGGCAAUUGGCAUGAAUGCCUUGCUAGUCUAGUCUUGUGUAGUAGUAGUAGUUGUGUCUUCUUGUUUGUGCAACUGAAACUGGUUCCUUCUUCCUUGCCUUGGGAGGGAUAUCAUUGCUUUACUCUAAUGUAAUGUAGUUAUUGAUUUGUUUCAUCUUA
This is a messenger RNA of Ipomoea triloba (trilobed morning glory), 2274 nucleotides long. RefSeq lists its product as uncharacterized. The transcript has 4 exons. The coding region runs from base 321 to 1838 and encodes 505 amino acids. NCBI's taxonomy places the organism in Eukaryota, Viridiplantae, Streptophyta, Magnoliopsida, Solanales, Convolvulaceae. The record is from RefSeq and is a predicted model, not a curated record.